Molecule: messenger RNA, 1396 nt
Organism: Mya arenaria
Lineage: Eukaryota; Metazoa; Mollusca; Bivalvia; Myida; Myidae
Exons: 8
Coding region: 204-1301 (365 amino acids)
Source: RefSeq, a predicted model, not a curated record
GUGCAAGGUUGUGUUCAAUACUUUGUACCGUCAAUGUAUACAGAUAAGAAACAGGAAGUUUAAUAAAAUGUAAACUGCUUUUACUUCUUUUAAUCGCAUAACAGUAUUUCGUGUUCUGAGUUAAAACUCCAAAGUGAAUAUUUAAAAUCGAAGAAUAUCUAAGAUUUGGAAAUGAGGACACUGCGCUGAUAUAAUUCUGAAGGAUGUUACUAGGAGCUCAGGGACAUGCGAUCUUUAUAGCCUGCAUAGUAUGUGUAAUCAAAUAUGCAGUGGCGAUGGAUAAUUCAUUAACAAUAUGUUUCGCAGGGAAAUCACAAAAAAAUCACGAAGCUAUUAUUAAUUCACCAAGGGAACUUGCACCAACGGUUAGUUCUGUCUCCGGGGAUUGCAAAUGUACUGUACAUCGUAGCGGCAAAGAAAACACAAAUGCGCUGGUGAAACUUAUUGCACGUGGUCAGGGAUUUUUCUAUGGCAUCGACCCAAUUGGAGAAGAUGAUGGCAGAUUCAGAUUUUCAAUCAAGUCACAUAAUUUGAGUGUGACAUUUAGAACAACUGAGGCUUCGAGUGAUAGUUAUCUCAGGGUCGAAGGACUCGACGGGGCGCAAUUUAUAGUUGAGUGCACACAACAUUUUGAGAACCAAGAGGGAGUCAGUGAGAACAAAGACCCUAUUGAAAGGAAUGAUGAUUUUUGCUGCUUCUUUGUGCUCUACAUCGCCGUUGGUGUUGCUGUUGUGGUGAUCAUUGUUGUUGUCAUUGUUUUGGUUAGAACCAGAAAACGAAAGAAGUCUACUAGCCGAAAGCAUGGACGCACUUUAAACACGAAUGAGGCACGCAAUACCAACGAAACAGUCGACCCUUACUGGGACGAGGCGGGGAACGCGCUUUCCGAAACGGACACAGUGCAUCUCCGGGUCGGCGAAACUUCAAACAAUGAUGGGGAGAAACAAUUAAUUAGGAAUGAAAAACACAAACAUGACGAUACUGAUGAGAGAAGGAGUGGAACGAGUGAAGAAGACCCGUACUGGGAAGAGGCUGAAAAUGCCCUCUACAAUAUUGAGACGAUGCCCCUCCGGGUCGGACCAACAAAGAACAAUGAUGGGGAAAGACAACCGAAUAAGAAUAUAAGACACAAACCGGUUACUACCAAUGACAACGAUAGUGCCUUGGUAGGGAACGCAGUGUGUGAGGAAGACCCCUACUGGGAAGAGGCUGAAAACUCCCUCUACAAUACGAACACUGUUCUUGAACAGACAGGAUUUGUCCCAUCAACACAACAUGCUCAUAACCUUGUAAUAACGUGAUAAUGAAACUAACAAGUUCCACAUGAGACAAAUGCUCAGGGAAGUAAAUAAAAAUGCGGAGGAGUAAAUAAAAAAAACUGAAAAUGUUGAAGUAA